Molecule: messenger RNA, 2203 nt
Organism: Leptinotarsa decemlineata (Colorado potato beetle)
Lineage: Eukaryota; Metazoa; Arthropoda; Insecta; Coleoptera; Chrysomelidae
Product: cyclic GMP-AMP synthase-like receptor
Source: RefSeq, a predicted model, not a curated record
GAAAGUUAACUAAUAAGUGAUUACGUGUUCCACUGACAAAAGAAAUAGGAAUACACUAGACACUGAACUAGUGAAGUUAAAUAUUUUUAAAGGUGCUUAAAAUUCAUUGUUUUCUUGAAUUAUUGCACUCAGCUUCCACCAAUAAUUUUCUAAAUUUAAUUAAGUGUGUUAUUGUUCUGUUUUUGUUGCAGACGACUGACGCCCCAUAAUGGAUAUAGAAGAGAAAAGAUAUUCCCAGAUGGAAAAUGUCUUGAAUAAAAUCAAUCAGAAAUAUAUAUCUCUGCCAAAGGAUCAGAAGAAAAUAAACGGUAAAAUUUUAGAAACGAUAAUGGAGACUAUGACAAAAAAGUUGAAAGAAAAAGAUGAUUUAUUCAGACAUGUGUACGAAAGGAUAUUCUGCGGCGGCAGCUUCUACGAUGGAAUAAAAGUCGGAAAACCCGAGGAAUAUGAUUUGGACAGUGUGUUGAACUUACCCUUGUUGGCCGAACCAGAUGUAGAAAUCAGCGACAGGCCUGGGUUUGUUUAUAUUCGUAUAAAUGAAUAUGCUAAACUACUGAAAUCGCCAGAUGGAAAAAAAUUCGAGAAACUGAAUACCUUGAUGGAUGGGCAAUAUUUGUCGACCCCGAAGGUUCUGGCUUGGAUGGAAAGCAUAAUAGGUUUGGCCUUAAACGAUAUUGAGAAAGACGAAUUAGGAAAUUACUUUGAGGUUGAAAUUGAACAAAACAAACUUGUCAAGAUUUAUGUUUCUUUAUCGAAAUCUCAUCCUGCUUUCACUUUGAAAUUGAGAAAUAAAGACUAUAAUAUCAUUCUCGACAUAGAUUUAGUACCUUGCUUCCAGUUUAAUGGCAAAAAAUGGCCAAAGGGUGAUUAUAGACCGAAUCCAAAACCAUCCAGGGACAAGUUUUUGGUCGUCCCCAAGAAGCCUUACGAAUCGUCGCCAUCUGAAGAUGUCAGCAAAUAUUGGAGGUUAUCUUUUCAAGAACAGGAAAGAGACCUCAUUAAAGGUUAUGAAUACAACAAAAUGAAACCUACUAUUAAAUUACUGAAGUUCAUUCGAGAUAAAUAUAACCACAAAAUUGCAAGUUAUUUCAUUAAAACUGUUUUCUUAUGGGAAAUUCACGAGAGAGACAAUGUAGCUUUCUGGGCCCAGCCAUUAAGUUAUGUUUUCAUGAAGAUGCUGGAAAAGUACGCUAAUAUGCUUGAAAAAAAAAAUAUUCCUUAUUAUUGGAAUAAAAAUUUCAACCUCAUCGAACAUUUGAAAGCUUCGACGGUGACGGGUGUUGCCAACUUCAUAAAAAGAAUGGUUAAUGAUGUCAUCAAAAAUCUGGAUGAUCCUUUCAGGAUUGCUAAAUAUUUGUUGAGUUCAGAGGAUGUGGAGAUUUUUAAAUCCGAAGUUACUCUUGGCAAAAAAUAUCUGAAGAAGAAUGAUCGAGAUCUAUCAUUAGAAGAUUCUAUUGAUGGCUUAGAAGCUUCCACAUCAUUGGGCUUAGCACCAUGUCACAAUUUUUCAAAUGUGGAAAUAAAAGUGAAGAAAACUAUCGAUCCAGAGAUAUCCACAUCAGAAGAUUCUGUUGAUGGUUCUGAAGGUCGAUCCACCCAAAAUGGGAUGUCAGCAAGCUCUUCAUCGUCAGGCAUAUCGUCAAAGCAUAUUUCAAGAGGUGGUUCUAGCAAUUUAAGAAAUUAUUUAGCCAGUUCGUCCGACAUGUUGGCGGAUGUCAUCGAACAACUUUGCGAACAGAAUAAAGAAUUGCAGGAAAGUAACAGAGCCAUAUUGAGAACUUGUAGGCAGUUGGAGGAAAGAGUAGCGAAUCUCGAGAGAAAAUGUGAUAAACUGACUCAUGACAACGGAUUGUUGAUCGAAAGAAACAUUCCGUCGGGUUUUUCCACAAGUGAAAUAGACAAGUUGAAUCUCACAGUAAGUUUUUUUGAAGAUAAUUCAACAAACACCGAUAGGUGGAAUUUGUGAAGGCUUUUUGUUGUGGAUUUUGAAUUUUUUUAAAUUGUAUUCACUUAAUGGAUUUUUUGACACGUGAGAUAUGGUGUUAGCAGCGCCCCUCAAGAAAAAUUGAUUUCUUUGUAUAUGUUUACUGUUUACUGUAUAUGGAAAACUGUUUUCCAUUCCUUAUAUGUGAACCUUCCCUGUAAGGCCUGUGAAAGCUAACUAUAAUUUAAAGAUAAAUAAAGACUUUUAUAGAAUUCUGAA